This is a messenger RNA of Jaculus jaculus (lesser Egyptian jerboa), 1410 nucleotides long. Its product is annotated as H-2 class I histocompatibility antigen, Q10 alpha chain-like. Gene Ontology annotation, biological process: immune response; positive regulation of T cell mediated cytotoxicity; antigen processing and presentation of endogenous peptide antigen via MHC class I via ER pathway, TAP-independent. The transcript is spliced from 8 exons. The record is from RefSeq and is a predicted model, not a curated record. Gene Ontology annotation, cellular component: external side of plasma membrane. Gene Ontology annotation, molecular function: peptide antigen binding; signaling receptor binding. Lineage: Eukaryota; Metazoa; Chordata; Mammalia; Rodentia; Dipodidae. The coding region runs from base 1 to 1038 and encodes 345 amino acids.
AUGGUGGCGUCGGGGUUCCGCCCGCUGCUCCUGCUGCUCGCGGCCGCCCUGGUCCCGAGAGACACCUGCGCCAGCUCGCAUUCGCUGCGCUAUUUCCUCACGGCCGUGUCCCGGCCUGGCGGGGAGGCCCGCGUGACCGCCGUGGGCUACGUGGACGACACGCAGUUCGUGCGCUUCGACAGCGGCGACGAGGAGCCGCGCGUGGAGCCGCGCGUGCCCUGGGCGGCGCGGGACGGGCCGGAGUUCUGGGACUGGCAGAUGCCCAUGGCCCUGAGCCGAGUGCAGAUCUACCUGGUGAACCUGCGCACCUUGCUCCGCUACUACAACCUGAGCGACCACGGCUCUCACACCAUCCAGUGGCUGUACGGCUGCGACGUGGGUCGGGAUGGGCGCUUUCUCCGCGGCUACAAUCAACACGCCUAUGAUGGGCGAGACUACAUCACCCUGAACGAGGACCUCAACUUCUGGGUCGCUGCGGACACAGCUGCUCAGAUCACCCGGCGCAAGUGGGAGGAGGCCGGCGAGGCCGAGUGGUGGAGCGCCUACCUAAAGGAAGACUGUGUGCGGUGGCUCCACACAUACCUGAGGAAAGGGAAGGAGACUCUGCACCCGGAACCCCCAAAGGCACACGUGGCCCACCACCCGAGACCUGAAGGGGGCAUCACCCUGAAGUGCUGGGCCUUGGACUUCUACCCUUCGGAGAUCACCCUGACCUGGCAGCGGGAUGGAGAGGAACUGACCCAGGACAUGGAGCUUGUGGAGACCAGGCCAACAGACAAUAGAACCUUCCAGAAGUGGGCAGCUGUGGUGGUGCCUUCAGGAGAAGAGCAGAGAUUCACAUGCCAUGUGCAGCAUGAGGGGCUGCGUGAGCCUCUAGUACUGAGAUGGGAGCCAUUUCUGCCCACUGUCCUGAUCAUAGCAACAAUCACUGUCGUCCUGCUCCUUGUUAUUGGAGCUGUGGUGUGGAGGAAGUGGAGGGAAAACACAGGUAGAAACAGAAGAAAUUAUGUUCAGACUCCAAGCAUUGACAGUGCCUAGAACUUUGAUGUGUCUCUCAGUUUGUUAAAGCAUGAGACAGCUGCCACAGGGGACGGAGUGACAGAAGAUGGGCUCACAUCUCUCCUGGUGACUCAGAAACACUGACUUGUCGUUUGGCAAUGUUGUUGAAUAUAUUUGAAUCCUGUGGGUACCCUGUGAAGAACUGGGGAGACCAGCCUCUCGUGCCAAGCAGGAUGCUAUGCCUGCACUGUUCUGUGCCACCAUCUAUGACCCCCUCCUGUUGUACCAUGAGCUACUGAAAAUGAGAACCUGAAUGUGAAUUUGUUUCAAAUCCUUCAUGUGAGAGGUUAGUGGGUUAAGGAGACAGUUUCUAAUGUUUCCUGGAGGAAAUAAAUGGUGGUUGAAAACCUU